This is a messenger RNA of Symbiodinium sp. CCMP2456, 849 nucleotides long. The record is from the annotation of a GenBank genome assembly. NCBI's taxonomy places the organism in Eukaryota, Dinophyceae, Suessiales, Symbiodiniaceae.
AUGGUGGCCGUGAUUGGCAUAGAACAUGUUCGGAGGCGCCGGCGCAGUUGCCUCAUCGCUGUAUCUUCCGCGUUAGUGCUUGCCAGUCUAUACUGUCUUCCAGAUGUGGACACUUUCGUUGGCACGGCGCAUCAGAGCUCCCCAGGAAGCCACCAACGCGUCUCGCCGCUGCGAUCAGGAUCAGCACAAAGCGUGUCCGUGCUAGAGCGCGAGGACGUGUCUGAAGGUAGCGAUGAUUUAGCGGAGCUGCUGCAGGCGCAAGCAGACCUGGACGUGAAGCUAAGGGCAGCUGAAGCGAGACUGAAGCGAGCUACAGCGUUCAAAUUGCCAGAAGCAGAGGCCCUAAGAAUCGAGGACGCACGCGGAGCUGGCGGAAGGAGGAGGGGACCCGUAAAGUACCGAGGAGGAGAGGAGGAGCCAGAAAAGCAGGCGCAGGAGGUGAAGUCCGACGGUCCAGGCACUCCCGCCAAGCUUUCGGAUCGGCUGAGCUGGGAGAAGAUCGAGGCCAUGUCAAACGAAGAGCGGUUUGCACUAUCACAGGAGGUCGGUCCAGCAUUUGGACUGUCAGUGGCCAUUGUGGCCGUAUGUUAUUGGUCCAUCACGCUUCCUAUACUCCUCAACGCCUAUCAUGACAGCACGGGCGAAUGGCCUCGUGUCGAGGAGAUUUUUUCGCUUUCGGAUGGUGGGAAAGCUGCCGGCGCCGUCGCAGGCAUUCUGGGCCUGGCCGCCUUGCUGAAGCCUCUGCGAAUUGCCUGCGCCAUCGCCCUGACGCCCUGGACGGCUGACAACGUCCUGCCUCUCGUGCCCUGGCUUUCACAGAAGAAGGAGGACGAAGCUGGAGAGGCUUAA